Mytilinidion resinicola is the source of this 1680-nucleotide messenger RNA. RefSeq lists its product as uncharacterized. Bases 1 to 1524 code for a protein of 507 amino acids. The transcript is spliced from 5 exons. The record is from RefSeq and is a predicted model, not a curated record. NCBI's taxonomy places the organism in Eukaryota, Fungi, Ascomycota, Dothideomycetes, Mytilinidiales, Mytilinidiaceae.
AUGGAGGAGCUUGGAUAUACUCCUAUCAUGGGCACAUCGCGUGCUGCAUACGUUGCUUUCUCUUUAGUUGACUCGGUGGGCAGCCCAAAGUUGAGAGAGAUAACAGAUAGCGAAGGAAUGAUUCCUAGGAAACUAUGGACACAAUUAAGCUCACGCUUCUCCCGCUUCGCUGGAAUCGACAUUGUACCUGCAAUGUACGAGGAGUCUCAGAUGAGGGUUGAUAAGCCAUCUGAAGGACAUAACCCGGCUGGAUGGCAUAAGGACAGCUACCCAUAUACCUGUGGGAUCAUGCUGAGUGACACAGAGGGAGGAACAGCAUUCGUGCUCCAAGGCUACCACGUUCCACACAAGAGAAUGCCGUUUUUCGGUGCCGAUAAAAUAUUCACGGCAAUAGCCCCGUUUCGGCCUCGUUCAUCCUUUGAAGUCGAUGAAACCUACCUUGGAACAUGCCAGCCAAUGUUCAAUACCACGCCUUAUACUAGUCUUAUCAAGUACCGACUUGAUAUGAUUUGUGAUAUCGGUGAACGGAACUUAGAACACUCUCCAGCCGACGCUGCAAAGAAGAUUCUAUUGCUUCUGAAGCGAACUUUCACCGAAAUAUGGAAUAACAAUGAUGACUUCUCGAAUCCAAUCCAACUACUAGGAAAUGUAGUAAACGCAGCGAAAAGGCAGGCAAAAUUUCUUGAAGACAGGCUCGUUAAAAAGCGAGGACCUGUGAAAAAGGAAGCCAUGAUUGCGUUUCUAGCCGAAGCAAUAUGCAUUGUAAAGCGCGCAACAGAUACUCUCGGGAUACAGAGGCUUGGCGUUUAUCAGAAAAAGGAAAGUAGGGUUGGAAGGGAGCACCUUGUUCGUCUUGCGACUCCUAGAGACCUUAACAGACUCGCUUUUGUCCUUAUGACUGGUUUCUCUUUCUCACCAGUCAACCAGUAUCUGCGGCCGAAAUAUUCAGAUCACCCUGGAGAUACCUACUAUGACUACCUCCUCCAGAUAGUGGGCCACUUCCUUAACCCUACCACUUGGAUUUACGUUUCAGAAGAUUCCUAUGCUCCCGAGGAGGAGAAACAUAUUCCUGAGGCCUUUCCAAAAGACUUCUUGUGUCUAGCGACUGGCGAUAAGGUUAUCGCUGGUGUCGCCAUCUGCAGCGGUCUUGAGCACCGGAAUAUAGAAAAGAAGGAGCGAGAAUUCUUGGAGAUAAUCAAGGACAACACUAAAAGUCAAGCUCGGGACAAGAACCUACUUGCGGAAGCAUCCUAUACCAAGCAAACUAGGGCCGAAAAAGAAAAGAUAUUUGAGGGAUGUAGUACAAAGGUCGAAGUUUUGGUUGUGCAACCUAGCUAUUUUGAUCGCGGUCAUGGAAAAGCACUUGCCUCUGCAUGCACAGAAGCAGCGGAUAUAAACAAGAGCAAAGCUUGCGUAUCUGCUACCAAGAACAGCAAAAAGAUAUUCAAGGAUUUGGGAUUCGAGUUUGAGGAGUUAGAGGUGACAUGCAAGUCUCCAUUCUCAAUAUUCCUCGGAAAACGCUAGCUCACUUUUAGCUGCGAGGAAAGUGGAAUCGGCGAUGAUGGAUGAGACUUGAUAUGGCAUGUACUGUACACUGGGGUGGUUUCGAGGUAGCGAAGCUAAGCGAGAAGCUUAGCACCUCCUCACUUCUUCUACUCAGAGAUUGCCUACUUACCUACU